UGUUCAACUCCAUCCUGGUGGGCGAGUUAUGUCAGGCUCACGACAAGGAAAUACCUAUUUUUAGGCAGACAGGUGAGAGCGUGACGGAGGGGUUGUACCGGGCCACCUUCCUCAUCCAGCGCAUCAUGGACAUGGAACAGUCAGAGCGGGAAGCCAGGUUCGUCGUCAAGCCUGGUGUUGACACCGAGCUCGAUGACAAAAAACGUCGUUUCAACGGUCUGGGCGAAGUGAUGCGUCGGAUUGCGGAGUUAGAGCUGACCCAUUUACCUGAGGAGGUCGAAUCCUGCUGUAUCAUCUACCUGCCUCAUGUGGGCUACCUUCUUGCCUUUUCCCCCACACCCGCCUUCAACGACACCCUCAGCGCCCACGACUACACCCUACCCGGCCUCGAAUUUAUGUUCAAGACAGCUGACAUGGUCCUAUACAAGAGCCAAACUUGUUUGGAGUUGGACCGUGAGCUGGGAGACAUCCAGGUGGAGAUCGCGAACCACGAGACGCGGAUCAUGAUGCGUCUGGUGGAGACUGUGGUGCAGCAGGCGCAGCACUUCCUCGCUCUCCUCCAACACAUCCUCAUGCUUGACUGCCUGCUGGCGUUUUCUGUGGUGUCUCGGGAGUGUGGGUGGGUGAGGCCGGAGUUGAGAGAGGAACCAAUGUUGGAGAUACAGGAGGCACGUCACCCACUGUACGAGCUAUGUACACCCACCUUCGUCGCCAACCCCAUCAGGAGUGGUCGCCCAUCGCACCAGUGCAUCACUCUCGUCACUGGACCCAACGCCAGCGGCAAGACUGUCUACCUCAAACAGGUGGGUGUGAUAGCAGUGCUGGCACAGGUGGGGUGUUGGGUACCUGCCCGGCGGGCAUGUUUGAGGCCCCUGGACGCUAUCAUCGCCGUCACACAGACCACGCCCCCUGUCACCUCCGCACUCUCCACCUUCAUGCUGGACCUCACCAGGAUGUGUGCGGCGCUGGCCAGGGCUACCCAGUAUUCUCUUGUUAUUAUUGACGAAUUCGGUGCCGCCACUUAUGAGAAUGAUGGCGCCGCUCUCUUGACGGCUUGCCUUGAUUACUGGAGCGAACUGGCAGCCCCAAGACGCCCCGCGGGAAGCUGCAGACGCAGGAAGAGAGGGCGAGAGGAUGGCAACAGCAACAGUAGUCACAGGAGGGAGGAAGAUGAAGAAAUCAACAGCAGCAGCAACAGUGGUAUAGGGCAAGGAAGAGUAGAUGAGGGAGCCCCGCCACACGUGUUCGUGUCGACCCAUCUGCUACAGGUGUAUGAUCACCUGCUGAACCCUGAGGCUGUACGAUGUCUGGUUCUGGAGGCCGUGGAGGAGGAUGGGGCGGUGGUGCCACUCUACCAGGUGGCUGAGGGUCGUGCCCACACCAGCUACGCCGCCGCCGUCGCCGCAAUCUCAGGAGUACCACAAAACCUCAUCCAGAGAGCCAACCAAGUGUAUGAAUGUAUCCGUGGUGGGCGUCUCCCUCCAAGGUGGUCCUUACUGGAGGACGAGAACGAGAGGAGGAGGUGUGAGGCUGUAGUGUCUCUCCUCCUCUCGCAUGAUCUCUCGAAGGAUCCUCUCCACAUCCUACUUGAAAAGGUGCGCGGUUAUAGUCAAAAGCCGGGGUCGCCUGGCCGUUCCCACCAUAUGACCAUGGAAUCCAGUGACUCGGCCAGAUUCCGCACUCCCUCCGGCACACCACGACGCAGUCGCAGCAGGAGAGAGAAGACCGACGGGGAAGCAAGUGAUGCCAGGUCUGCAUUAGAGAGCGGGACGAUGCUGCAGAGAGACGUCGCAAAUCCACUGAUAAAUUGCGUUGAGUCUGUCUUGUCAUCCAGAGCCUCAGGUCCUGUGCGAGAGUCGCAGGGAGCAUCCCAGGGCAAGCCUCAAUCGUCACCUAAAGUUUUGGCUGAGAUAACACCACAAGGCUCUUCACAGAACACACCCCAAGCCACGCCACACACCGCAUCCUGGGAUACUCCCAGGAUCAUGCACGCAGUAACUCCUCGGCUUAUGAAUCAAGGAACGCCUCGAGCCACGUCCAGGAAGACACCCGUAGUCAAGCCUCAAAUAACACCCCAGGCCAUGAAUCUGACAGUACCCCAAGUUGCUCAACAAACCAUGGGUCAAGCCACUCCACAGACCAGGGCACAAGUUACGCCACAGACCAUCGGUCAAGUCACUCCACAGACCAGGGCACAAGAUACGCCACAGACCAUGGGUCAAGCCACUCCACAGACCAUGGGUCAAGUUACGCCACAGACCAGGGCACAAGUUAUGCCACAAACCAUGGGUCAAGUGACGCCAUGGACCAGGGCACAAGUUACGCGACGGACCAUGGGUCAAGUCACGCCACAGAUCAAAUCACAAGUUACGCCACAGACCAUAGGCCAUAUCACUUCACAGACAAGAGACCAAAUCAGUCUACAGAACAAGGGACAACUCACUCCACAGACCAGGGAACAACUCACUCCACAGACCACAGAACACCUCACUCCACAAAACAGGGAACAACUCACUCCACAGACCAGGGAACAACUCACUCCACAGUCUAGGGCCCAGGUCACUCCACAAACGAAAACUCAAGCUAGUAACGAAACCUCCCUACACACUGUAGCCCAGCUCACCCCACAAACAAGAGUUCAAAGCACUCCACAGACCAGAGCUUACAUCGCCCAACAAACCUGGACCCAAGCCAACUCAGGGACCAGGGCUUUCGUUACACCCCAAAUAAUGGCUCAGUUAAAUCUUUCUGAGAGUUCCCAGCCUACUGGUGAAGCCACGCCCCAGGAGGGAGCACAGGGCCAGGUGAUGUCACGAAGAUCCGUGGCUCGUCUCCCACAAGGAAUUCAGAUGACUACAGAAAACAGAGCAUGUCCAUCAUUCGUCCCAGAGUCGCAAGGGCAGGUCUUCGUUUCCAUAACAGUGCCCACGACCUUCCACACGCCACUCUUCGGCGACUCUCAGGACAAUUCCCUCAAGCACGCACCUUCACUCGAUGCACAAAUCAGAAUUUCUCAAAUCCCUAAAGAGAAACCACAUAAUCCGAGUGAUGAGUUCAACAACUCAUAUGUUAGGCUCCCUUCAUCUGAACCUUGCACGCCAGGUACGGAGCCUUCGUUAAAAAUGGAGCCUGUUACACCGAUGAGUAGUUUCCCCACUACUGAUGGUCCUCACAACACACGACAGAUGGAAUCUGUUACCCCUCUGACUGUGCCUUUUGAUUCGAUCAACGAACCCUGCUCUGCAAAAUCCGAAAUUGUUACUCCAUUAACUCUGACGAAUACCCCAAAUACUUCAGAUAUCCCCGGAAUUCAACCUACGCUGAUGAUUUCACAUGCCACGGGAAUUUCACAAACACCAAAGAUUCCUUCAGCUUCAAGUACUACCCUAAACAAGAUGGGCAUUUAUAGCAAAGGAAGCAUGAAGCACCAUAUUACCCCAGAAUCGACGCUUGCUAGCAUCUCCUUGGAGACGGAAGAAUCCUUGCUAGAUUCCCCAGAACAGUAUUCAUCCAAUGUAUCCUCGUGUAGCCAAGAAAGCAUUCCAUUGACGAGGCAGUACUUUAAGCCCCCUAGUUUCAGCCAAUUCGGACAAGAUCAUCUCCAAUCCUCCAGAUUUAGUUUAUUCGGUCAAAAAGGUACCCAGGUCCGCAUGCCAGAGCAGAAGUAGACCAAACUGACACUGUGUACCUGUAAUAUACAUACAUACAGGACUUGAAUCUAGUGAGAAAAUAAUUUUUGUCGAAAACCUGCCAGUCCUCAGGUGUCAGCUCUGUGUACGUCCAAGUUUGUGAAUACACAUUCGCUUGUGUAUGUGUGUGUACUCACCUAUUUGUAGUUGCAGGGUUCGAUUCAGUUCCUGUGUAUGUUUGUGUGUGUGCGCGAGCUCGUCAACAUGUGUGCGUGUGCAAAAGCAGCAAUGAUUAUUUUACCUUUCCACUUGUGUGUGUGCACUAGUGUAUAUUUAUGUGCACGUGCAUAACUGCCUGCUUGUAUACAUGCUUGUGAGAGUGAGCACACGCCUGAUCAGUCUUAGUUGUUUCAUUAAUUCCAAUACUUUUCUUUCUAUUGUAACUAGACUUAAAAGUAAAUUCCUCAUUUUUCUCACAAUCGGGACGAUUUAAACUGUUAAACUAUUAUGACUUAAUACAUCACGAAGAAAGGACAGCCUUGAUAUUGAUGUGCUUUAUCGAUUCCAGAACUCCAAACCCUCUAAUUAUUUUAAUAGAAAAAACAAAAUAAAUUUUUUUUGGCAAAAUUUUGCUGAGGAAUUUAGAAAUUAUAUUUUGUAUGUGGUUUAGUUAUUUAUUGUAUGUUUCUUGCAUUUAGAAAAUUUAUAAGAUAAACAAAGAGGUAUUGCCGUGAAUAAAAUAAGGAAUUAAUAAUGCUUUUUUAAGGAUGUCUUAUAAUAAAUUUCAAGCAGAAGAGAGCUCAUCCAUCUAUAAAAUUCUCAAACUUCUGCUUUAUCUGAUAAUUAAAAUAUUUUGUUAUUGAUAAAUGAUCCACGAUUUUUGUAGAUUAUUGAAGCGUGACAUGAGGAGAAAUGUAUUUACGACUUUGUAACAAAAACAGAUCCCACACAGU
Messenger RNA from Cherax quadricarinatus, 4582 nucleotides. Lineage: Eukaryota; Metazoa; Arthropoda; Malacostraca; Decapoda; Parastacidae. The record is from RefSeq and is a predicted model, not a curated record.